ACCCGAUGGCUCGAGCUCGCUUGGCUCGAAUUUCCGGUUGGCUCAAACUUUCCUCGAAGCACUGAUUUUUUAUUGCUAUAUAUUCAUAUAAAUUUCUGUCGAAUGGCUCGAAUUCGCGAGAGUCGAAUUAUCGGAUGGCUCGAACUGUUUUCACAGUCCCGGUCACAAUUUUCACACGUUCUUUUGUUAGUUUGGCUCGAACUCGCUUCGGGUGGAAUAAAGCUGAUAUUCGAAAGGAGCGCUUGAUUAAAGGCAAGUCAUAAUUGCAAUUAUGUCAGCGACUCAAUCGUUGAUUUAGUUGAGCAAAAGAUACCAUUUUGUAUAAAAUAUUACGUUCUUUUUGUAAAUGCACUAUUAUUAACUCUGGAAAGGCUGCAUCGCACAAUGUACACUGUCAACUUGAUGGAAUAGAAAGCGUUGUAUCUCUACGACAACUCCUGAACAAAAUACAUACUGACAUGAUGUUAUUCUUAAAAGAGGAAGCGAAUAAAUAAAUACAUGUAGUGCAGUUUAAUAUUAUCAUAUAAAUGAUAUCAGCAAUUUGUAUACAGCGCGUAAGCAUGAUUUGUUUUACUUGCUGCUUCAAACAUGUCCCCGUACAUGUAACAUUUGCUACGUAAACAACGUGCCGAUAAAAUAUACAUUGAGUAUAUGAUAUUUUUUUACUGUAUUUGAAAUUGUUUUAUAACAAUAGUACGUAUAAACUUGUAUUUGGUUCUUAUUGAUUCAAAAGCAGAAAGUAGAAAGGAGCUUGGGCAGUAUGAAUACUUCGACUGGAGAUGUAAAUUUAUUGCAGAUUCAUGCUAGUAAACAUAAGUGUACUAGAAAUUGGAUGGCUCGAAUUCCGGAUGGCUCGAACUUUUGUUAUCGGUCCCGGCGAGUGCCAUCGGGUUUCGAGUGUACUACUACUACUACUACUAAUAAUAAUAAUAAUUAAUAAUAAUAAUAAUAAUAAUGAUAGUAGUAGUAGAAGUAGCAGUAGUAGUACGCGUAAUGUUGCGUAAGCGGGAUGACAUUCGCUAAAAAGUAUUUAAAAGGGAUUUGCUGUCAAGUUCUUUGAUAUUAAACGACAGGAAAUGUCGCUGUUUUGUACCUGAUGGAAACAAAUAUAUGACUUUUUUUCUAAGGUAAAGUGCGGCUUGCAGAUGGAGGAAUGAAUUGGGGAAGAGUUGAAGUCUUCUACAACGGCGAAUGGGGAACAGUGUGUUAUAAUGGAGCUAAUGAUGCUUUUGUAAAUGUGCUAUGUAAAGAGCUUGGGUUGAACAAUGGCAAAUUGAUGGAAUUUGAAUCUACUGUGGAAGGCAUAGACAAACUAUUGUCAGAUGGAUUUAUUUGCGCAGGAAACGAAUCGUCUAUCGUUAAUUGUACACACAAUGAUUGGGGCCUCUCUUACUGUUCUCACUGGAGCGAUGUUGGCGUGAUAUGUUAUGUUAAUGAUUGUGUGCAAAAUCCGGAAAUUAUCACCAGACACAACACAAGUGGGGAUUUGACUAUGUACGGUUCUGUUUUGAAAGCUUCAUGCAAUCCUGGAUACACGACGUCACAUAACUUGACUGCAAACUAUAUGAGAUGCAUGCCACACGGCGAAUGGGAGGAAAUCCGAUGUGAGAAGACGUAUGAUCUAACGUUUGAUAAACCCACAACCGAUCGGAUUCCUGUACAAUGCCAUUCGAGCGUUGAUUUCAAUGGUUUUGAAUGGCCAUCAGUUGCUGCAGGGACCAUUGCAGCUGACAAAUGCUCGGACGGAUACUCUGGUAAAAUGACAAGAACGUGCAAUACAAGUGGUUAUUAUGGCAACCCUGUGUACAACUGCACUAAGCAGGCUAUUUAUGCGCUAUUAAACAAGGUUAAAAACAAUGUGAGUGCAGACGACGUUAAAGAAACAAUAAAUGAUUUGAGGAAUGAAAUCCGCACCAGUCUGCAUGACAACAAGACGUCUGUGGAGAAGACGACACUUCAUGUUGGUGAUAUUGAAACGGCGACAGAAAUAAUGAAAAUUAUUACUGAUCAUUUUGAAGCAAAUUCCUCUGCCAUUGAUCAUGUGACAGAUUCUUUCGUCGAUGUUGUUGAUAGUCUUAUCAGCAAUAGGACAACCAAUUCAUGGGGCGCUCUAAUGAACAAGGGCGGAGCUGCCACGGUUAUCAAUGUACUGGAUGAGUUUAUAUCGAAAGUUGCAAACAACAGUGCUGUGUUAAAACAAAACCUGACCGUUGCAAAAGAAAACAUUUUUCUUGAAAUAGGCUCUGUGGAGCAAUGCUCAAAGAUAAAGUUUCCAGAUAGCGAGAAAAACGGAAAUGUACCAGAGUGGGCUAUAACGCGACAUGACACUGUUGAAGUUGCAUGCCGUGGAACUGGUGGAUUGACGUUUAGUGGUUCCCUCUUCAGGAAUAUGACGUCGAUAAUGUCAUCAAAAACUAAAGAUUCGAUGCAUAUGGAAAUAAAUGCCCCGGUUCUUGCGUUCAGCGUGCACGAUUCCAUAACGGCUUCUGAUGCACAGAACAUCACCUUAGUAUUCGAACUAUUUAAUACAGACUUAGCAAACCCGUCUUGCAGUUUCUGGGAAAAGGGUAAUUCAAGUGGUGAAGGCUUCUGGUCUAGCGACGGAUGCAAACUGGUAGAAUAUAACCAACAGACUGGACUUGUAACAUGCUCAUGCAAUCAUCUCACCAACUUUGCUGUCCUGAUGAGUCCAGCCGUUACAGUAGAAAAGAUCCAUCAUCAGGCUCUCAGUGCUAUUACAGUGGUUGGAUGUUGUCUGUCCCUGGCAGGUCUUGUAACAACGUCAGUAAUUUACGUAUACUGUUGGAGGAUGGUAAAGUCAAACCGAGCAACCUUGCUGUUAAACCUGUGUGCAGCUCUGUUCGUUGCGUACCUAACGUUCCUCAUAGGAAUUAAGCGCACACAAACAAUGGGCGCUUGUACAUUUACCGCCGUGUUGCUUCACUACGUGUAUCUCGUGGCAUUCUUCCUGAUGUUGGCAGAGGGAGGCAGUAUUGCGUUGAUGGUGCUGAGUCCGCUAAACAAGAGGGAUUGUGUCCCUUACUUCUUGGCAGGAGCAUAUGGUAUUCCUGCCGUAAUUGUUGGUGUGUCUAUGGUCGCGACAAAGUUAGACGGUUACGGCAAUGACAGAUUCUGCUGGUUGUCCGUGGAGUCAGGUCUGUUUUGGGCGUUUGCAGGACCGGUCCUUGCCAUAGUCGUGACAAACCUGAUUAUCCUGGUGCUCGUGUUGAAACAAUUGUUCGGAGUUGCCGCUAUGUCAAAGAAAACAGAAGCUGAGAAAGUCAAGACCGGUGUUCGUAGUGUGUGUAUUCUACUUCCUGUUCUGGGCCUCACCUGGGUGUUCGGCAUUUUUGCAGUCAACAAGGACACGCUCGUCUUCCAGUACGUGUUCGCCAUCUUCAACAGCCUGCAGGGAUUCCUGAUAUUUCUGGUACAAUGCGUGUUUGACAGAAAAGUACGCGACGCUCUCCGCCAGAGGAAGUUACCAUGGUUCACAUCUACCGACGUUCGUACCGGAGACACAGAGAUGAGGUCGACACAGAAAUCUACUUAACACAGUGUCGGUGUGUCCACAUAGAAAAGAGAGUCAAUACAAGGGCAAAGUACAAGGCGGCUCUACUCAUAUAAGUGUUGUAUUCGUGAUCAUUGGGUUGUAUCAUAAUGGCGAACCUUAUUCAAUUAUGCAUUACCGCUUUUAAUAUAAUUGUUUGUAUUAUAGUGAGAUGUAUUUAUGGAGUUUGUACAGUUUGAAAAGUAGUGAAUACUUAGUGCAAAUACAUUUUUAAAGUUUUUUUUUUUUUUUUUUUUGUUGUAAUUUAUGCUCAAUAUUUACCGCUUUUACUUUCGCAUUAAAGAGCUUUUUAAUACAGCAUUUAGUUUUAAAUUAUGAUAAAAUUUUGAUAAAAAAAACGACAAAGGGCAUGGACUUGUAUUAUAACAAUCUGGACUGUGGUGUUGUAUCCGUUCUUUGUUGACUGAGUAUGAUAGUAGAUUUUGCAAUGAAAGUUUGAUCGUGAAACAGUCAGAAGAUUUGACUGUACUUGCAAUACCGUUGCUUGGUAGAUAACCAUAAUCGUGUUGUUGUUUUUUUGCUUAAACAAAAGACUUAUGCAAUGUGUAUCCUUGUCAGAUAGAUAUAAGGAUUGUAACGACUUUUCAAAAAGUAUGUUGGUGUUUUAUUUUUUUAUAAAUAGUAUUUGUUUAAAGGCGUAUUUAAUUUCUUUUUAAUUUAUCUAUUUUCUUAAAUUUCUUAUAAAUAUGAUAAUUAAUGUGUAUGUUUUUUUCUGUUUCUAUAACAUGUAUGGUUUUAUUUUAUUUAUUUUCUCUUAUGGUUAAUAAAGAUAAAAAGUUCAA
Dreissena polymorpha is the source of this 4353-nucleotide messenger RNA. RefSeq names its product adhesion G protein-coupled receptor L3-like. NCBI's taxonomy places the organism in Eukaryota, Metazoa, Mollusca, Bivalvia, Myida, Dreissenidae. Gene Ontology annotation, biological process: adenylate cyclase-activating G protein-coupled receptor signaling pathway; negative regulation of angiogenesis; cell surface receptor signaling pathway. Gene Ontology annotation, molecular function: G protein-coupled receptor activity. The record is from RefSeq and is a predicted model, not a curated record. The coding region runs from base 1154 to 3553 and encodes 799 amino acids. Gene Ontology annotation, cellular component: membrane. The transcript is spliced from 23 exons.